AUGCCCUCGCACUUGACCCGCCUCGUCUUCCGCAACAUCAUCGCCAACGAGCCUCUGCUGUACCGAGGAUGCCGCUACCGAGCCGUCCGACCCCGCGUCAUCACCCAACAUGGCGCCCGAUUACUGCCCCAGACGCAACGGCGGACUUUCUUCGGGGAACUGUUCAAGCAAAAGCGGAAGCUCAAGCCUGCAGAGGCGCCGCCGGGUCUGAAUACAAUGGCUGAGGUGUCAUAUAAGCGGGCGAAUGACCUCAGGCCGCCGGCACCGAAGGAUGUUGUGGAUGCGAUCAAGGAAUUCUUUGCGCAAAGAAAAGGGACGUUUGAGGACUGGCAUGUGGGGACCGCGAUUGAAGCUCUCAAAUAUCUGCUAGAGAACCCAAGAGAAGACGGGAAGCCAUGGUUGAGCCGAAACGACCUGGAUAAUAUCUUAGAAAAGGUACUGGACACGUCGAAGCGGCCGGAGAUUCUAGGGAAAGCGCAUAUGGUCUUUGGGCGGCUCGUGGUUGGCGAGUUGGCAAAAUCUGAGGAACAAGAGCCCGAGAAAGCUGGAGAGAAGAAGACGAAGGAACUGAAGGUCCCCUUUAAGAUGUACAUCGACUCGAGGCAUAUCCAGGUUCUAUCCGCGUUCGGUGCGGCUACUCAGGCAAGGGACAUCGCGAUCAGUGCGUGCAAAUACGACAAGACAGCGAAUGCCUUGAUACGUGGCGCCGUGGUCUCUAGCUGGAACACAGUGCUUGGAGGAAUCAUUCGGGAGAACAAUCUGACCGAGGUCUCGAAAACGGUGGAUGCUUUCACAGAAGCCUCGCUUCCAUUGACCAGGCCUGCGCAAAACAAACUAGUGGCAUUCUAUGCUGAGCGUGGAGACCUGGAAAAAGCCAAAUCUUGGUACUCGCAACCCGUGCACACCAAAGUCGGUCACCAGGUUACGCAGCCGUCAGGCGGCACGAGUUCUGCUCUGCUAAAGGCCUGCGCCGCAGCAGGCGAUCUUACCUAUGGUCAACAGGUGGUAGCUAGCAUGCUCAAGGUUGAAAUGCCCUCGAAACCUGAGUGGGAUGCAAUCUUUCUCUGGUCUGCUGCUAUCGGCAAGGGUCCAGAUGAAAUCGCUCGGAUGAUCAACGUGCUGAUUCGCAGAAAUGACGAAGCACGACAAAAGGAUCCUAAAGUCCCUGUAAUCCGCCCAGACACCGAGACCAUCAAUGCGUUGGUAGAGCACUGUAUGUCUAAGCAAGACCCUUACCUGGCGGAGCGCUAUAUUGUACUGGGAGAGAAGUUUGGCAUUCACCCCGACGAGACGACCUAUACGAUGCAGAUGCAAUACCGCAUCUCCGUCGGCGAUCUCGAUGGAGCCAGAUCUGCCUACUUCAACCUGCAGGGUAGCUUUUCUGGGGACGAGCGCAGUGUCGCAGUCGUCAAUGAGCUGAUUCAAGCACUGUGCGUAUCAAAACAGCAUCACUUCGAUGAGUUAAUGGCCAUGGUGGACGAUCUGCACGAGCGCAAGGCCAGCUUUGCCCCAGAAACUGUCGCAGCGCUGACGCUGUUGCAUCUUCGGAGGGGCGAGAUCCACGACGCCAUGGAUCUUCUCCAAGUACACGCACAUCAGUACUCGCCAGAACAGCGGACGAUCAUCCAGAAGGCGCUUUCCAUGUUCAUACUGGAUGGCGAGACUAGCACCGCAGAUGCCUGGGACGGCUACCAAAUCCUGCGCAACGUAUUUGUCGAAACGCCCCGAGAAGACCGCAUACCAAUCAUGAACGGCUUCUUCGCCAGGAACCGUUCCGACAUGGCCUGCCACGUCUUCUUCCACAUGCGCAACCACGUCAGCCCGACUCACACCGCAACAAGAGACGUCUACGUCGCAGCCUUCACUGGCUUUGCCCGUUGCCAAGACGCCGAGUCCCUCGAACUAGCACACAACCAACUCAAACUGGACCUGAACGUAGAGAUGGACACCAAACUCCGCAACUCACUCAUGCUCGCAUACGCCGCCACCGGAGAGAACCGCAAAGCCCUCUCCUUCUGGCGCGAGAUCUGCGAUUCCAAAGAAGGUCCCACAUACAACAGUCUCGCCAUCGCCUUCCGAUCAAGCGAGGGCAUGCACUUUGGCUCCGAACACGCAAAGUCCAUCUGGAAGCGCUUGAAAGACCAGGACGUCGAGAUUGACAAGAAUAUCUGGACGGCUUAUAUGUGUGCUGUCGCGCGGAAUCAUAAUCACGAUGAGGCGUUGGCGCUGGUGGAGUCUGUGGAGGAGGAGUAUGGGUUUACUCCUGAUUUGCAGAUGUACGUUUGA
Messenger RNA from Alternaria triticimaculans, 2286 nucleotides. RefSeq lists its product as uncharacterized. The transcript has a single exon. Lineage: Eukaryota; Fungi; Ascomycota; Dothideomycetes; Pleosporales; Pleosporaceae. Bases 1 to 2286 code for a protein of 761 amino acids. The record is from RefSeq and is a predicted model, not a curated record. Gene Ontology annotation, molecular function: protein binding.